AGAAAUUGUGUCGAAUUUGCGGAUUUGAGUCGGAGGGUUUGGGGAGCUCGAGUGCCGGGUUUCAACGGCUCGGUGUUCCCUUCCCGCUCGCGGUUGCGCUAUGAGCGCCGAGGAAGAGGCUAUCUGGGGUUAUCGGUCCGUCGGGAAACGGAGGCGGCUUGCAAAUACCACAGAAGUUGGUAGUAGCCCUCCCCGUGCUCAUGCGGGCGGGGGCAAGUCUGCCCGGCGGGGGAGCCGGGUUAAAGGAGCCACAUCACAGCGGCACUCUCCGAGGGUGUCCAUUGACCACUCGCCGAGAGGCGCGAGGGCAACCUCUGAUCAGGAGAUGUCCUCGCCUGCAUCAAAUGCCAGCAAGUCAUCCCCACAACAAGCCGCACACAGACCCCUGUCCCAGGUUGAAUUUCCCAAUGCCUCCGAGGGCAAACAAAUGCCCAAAAAGGCCAGGCCUGUCCAUGACGGCUACUGCCCAAUCUGUCAAAUGCCCUUUUCCUUAUUGCUGAUAGAAACACCCCGGUGGCAUGUUGCAGAGUGUUUGGAUACUCCGGGUUGCACAGAUAUUGAAUGCCCUGAUGGCUUGCUUUGCAACAAUACAAUUCCAAGACACUACAAACGAUAUUCCCAUUUGCUGCUUGCUGAAAGUAGAGCACUGGGCCAGAGUGGUGUUCAGUCUACAUUUUUGCAUAGUUCAAUAGGGGAUGCCCUCACAAUUUCACCAGAUCCUAACAAUAAUCAUCAGUCUUUACAGAACAAUCAAUCUCCUUGGAUUCAAGAACAUCUGACAAACAAAAAUCAAAAUGCCCUCCUGCUGCUAAAAUCUCCUGCCUUCAAAGUCAAGGAGAAAAGCUCAAGUAAAUUCAAAGCAGCAAGAGCAGUAAAAGUAAGCACUUCUUCUUCUGAAAAUGUUUCAAGAGGAGAUGUGUCUGCAGCAUCACCCAGUAGCCUACACAGAAGAUUGCCUCAUUCAGCAUCACAGUUAACAAAGGAGAUAGAACCUGGAAUUAGUACGGAUGGAUUUUUUAAUGUAAACAGUACAAAAGUAAAGCUAAACAGUCUUCUAGAAGAUAAAUCUACUUCUGUUCUUGGUUCAAAUGCCAGUAAUAAUAACAAGGAUGAUAUUAGUUACUCUCCACUUCGUUGUAAUGAAAUUCCAGAUCAAAAAAGAUUAUCCUCAACAAGGAGAAGAUUGUUUCAUGGUCAAACUAUUAAACAUAAUUGUAAACUUGAAGACAGCAAUUGUUCUAGCUCUGUAGAGGUUAAUAACCAUAGGCAAGAAUUGGUUCAUAAAUCCUGUGGUCUUAAGGACACAAUCACAACUGACUUUAAGACUAUUGCUAUUGAUCUAGAUUCCAGUCUAUUAACUGACAGUGCUAACAUUCUAACUAAAAAUAGAAUAGGUAUUGCAACACAAGCACACCAAGCAAAAGCUUGUAGCAGGAUUCCAUUGGAUAAUGAGGAGAUGAAACAGAUGAGGAAUUGGUCACAAACUAAUUUAACAGAGUCAAACUUGAUUAAAUUGGAAUCAGUCCCCUUAAGUUCUGAUAGCUUACAGAAGCCUCUUCAAAUUAAACAAGAACCAACCAGUUUACCAGAAUCUACUCAAGUUAAGCAAGAACCAACCAAAUCAUUCCAGCUUGCUCAAAGUUCUAUUGUGCAGGAGCUUCAUGAUUGCCUAGCAAGAAGAGAAGAGGAAGAUCAUUUUGGUUGUUCUGUGAAGACAUCAUUGCCUCAGUAUUCCUUAAUUUCACCUUCAUUGAAUGUUGUAAAACAGCGUAGUUGCCAUUCUGAAGCUCUUAUUUCUUCAAAAAGCAUUGGACUUCAAAAGAGUAGAACAACAACUUUGGAAAUGGCAUCACUGGGCUUAUUGGAUAGAGGUCCUAUAAAAAUCCCCAAAAGGAGAGAUUUAAAUAAAGAAUUAAAGCAAACUGAUAUUGGAGUUUUUUUUGGAUUUCAACCCAAAAUCAAAGAUGAACAAAAAUGUCCAAAAAACAUACCUCAAGGAAAAGCAAAUGAAUUGGUUUCUGAGCUUUCAUAUAAUGAAAGAAGGCAAAGACAAAGAAAGAGGAAAAUAGAAAACUCUGUAGGUGAUGAAGCUUGCAUAGGCACUGUAGACAAACUUCAAACGGAACUAAGUGAUGCACAACGAGGAAGAACAAAAAGGCAAAGAAAUGGAGUAAGCACACAUAAAAAAGCCAAGCAGUGUCCUUUUUACAAGAAAAUUCCAGGAACUAAUUUCACAGUGGAUGCCUUCCAAUAUGGUGAUAUUGAGGGUUGUACUGCCUACUUCCUGACUCACUUUCAUUCAGAUCAUUAUGGAGGCCUUACCAAGAAUUUCAAAUGUCCUAUUUACUGCAGCACAAUAACAAGCAAUUUGGUGAUAUCUAAGCUUAAAGUGCAGGCACAGUAUGUCACAAGUCUGCCUAUGAAUACUGAGUGUGUUGUGGAUGGAAUUAAGGUAGUCCUUUUGGAUGCAAACCACUGUCCAGGUGCUGUUAUGUUGUUAUUCCAGCUUCCAAAUGGUAAAACAUUGUUACAUACUGGUGAUUUUCGAGCUAAUACUUCCAUGGAGCGCUACACUCAUCUCGUGGGGCAAAAGAUUCACACUCUCUAUCUGGAUACCACAUACUGCAAUCCAGAAUACACCUUUCCUUCACAGCAAGAAACCAUCCAGUUUGUUGCUAAUGUUGCCUUUGAAACUGUAAUGAUGAAUCCCAGGACAUUGAUCGUCUGUGGUACUUAUUCUAUUGGAAAAGAGAGAGUUUUCCUAGCUAUAGCUGAGGUACUUGGAUGUAAAGUUUGUAUUACUCGAAAUAAACUAGAAAUUCUACAGUGUUUGGAUUCUGACCGAAUAAACUCUGCCAUAACUACGGACUGGGAAAGCUCUCAACUUCAUUUACUACCUAUGAUGCAAGUUACCUUUAAGGGUUUACAAGCACACAUGAACAAGUUCCCAGGAAAGUAUGAUCAAAUUGUAGCAUUCAAACCAACUGGAUGGGCAUACUCAGGCCUGGGUGGUACAAUGCAUGACAUCAAACCUCGAGUUCAAGGAAAGUUCACAAUUUAUGGUGUUCCUUACAGUGAACAUAGUAGCUACCUUGAGAUGAAGAGAUUUGUACAGUGGUUGAAACCAGAUAAAAUAAUUCCUACGGUUAACAAUGGAAGCUGGCAGGAAAGGAAUAUGAUGGACAAAAUAUUUAAUGAAUGGAUGACUAACGCUGAGCAGAGGGAAGUUACACAUCCAUAAUCAACUAAUUUUGUGUAAAUGUGUAGAGAAUGUUCACACAUGUAACCCAUUUGGGUCAUUUUAAAGUGUCUUUCUGAAAUUAGGUUUAAAAUGAAUGUAUGAAAUUUGUUUAAAAUGAAAGUAUUAUUAAGUAAUUGACAUAUUCUGUAGGCAUAUAAUUAAAACUGUACAGAUCGUAUGUGGAUAGAAUGUUACCAAGUGACAAACCCAUGUGGCCUUAAAUGUUCUGCAAUAUUUGAUCAUCAUGCAGGAAGAGUUUAACACUAUUUUGAGAAAAGUAGUUAUACUAUACAACAUAAAUGAUUUAUGUAAUAUAUCAAAAUGAAUUAUUGGCCAAAGUAACAUAGAUGAUGGUAUAGUGCAGGGUUUUGAGUUAUUUCUAAUAAAUGAGAAAUAAAGGUGAGAAAUGUCUGAACCUCCACAGUGCUGUAUUAUAAUUCUGCAGAAAUGGAAUC
This is a messenger RNA of Rhincodon typus (whale shark), 3696 nucleotides long. It is a transcript of the gene dclre1a, whose product is annotated as DNA cross-link repair 1A (PSO2 homolog, S. cerevisiae). The transcript is spliced from 9 exons. NCBI's taxonomy places the organism in Eukaryota, Metazoa, Chordata, Chondrichthyes, Orectolobiformes, Rhincodontidae. The coding region runs from base 101 to 3241 and encodes 1046 amino acids. The record is from RefSeq and is a predicted model, not a curated record. Gene Ontology annotation, biological process: interstrand cross-link repair; protection from non-homologous end joining at telomere; double-strand break repair via nonhomologous end joining. Gene Ontology annotation, molecular function: 5'-3' DNA exonuclease activity; damaged DNA binding.